AUGUCAACGAGCAGAACAGAAACACAAGUCGAUAGAAGCGCUAGUGUUGCAAGCCCCGAUCAUGGUGACAUUCUCAUGAAACCACCCGAACCUAGGAGGAAACGUCGCCCUCGCUCUGGAAAUGGUAAACCUGCAGUUCACCCAUACCCUACGACCUCAGAGCCAGGUCAGCGCUCUCAGGCGACGCCACUAACGCGUAGCGCCCGACGAGCAGCUAGGUCCUGUCUCCAACUGUCACGAAGCUCUGAAACGGAACGCCAGCCACGAUCUCAACAAUUCCAACAAAACCGGCCAUCUCGUCGAUCAAGACUUGCCAGAAGAUCCAGUCCACCAGCUCUUGGGCAGAGCACUCAAUUUGGACAUGAUGAUCAACCUCGAGAGCUCGUCGUAGUUGCAACAUCAGACGUGGCCAUGGCAGGGACACCACCAUUGUACGCGUGGGCUAUUGAUGACAUUCUAGAGCAAGAUAAUGAAUUAUUGCCAUGGAUUGAGGAGCAACUUGACACACUCUCAGGCUUUCCUACAAGCGCGGACGCUGUUGAGCAUCUACUCCGGAUGCUGACAAUAGAGCAAAUAUAUGAGCGUAUGCUUACCAUGACCAAGUGGCGACAGUAUGCACAACAGAUGUUCGCCAUCCUAUACUGCGCCCAGAGACACCUGAAUGCGCUUGAACUGAUUGACGCAUUAUUCGUUCAAGUCGGUGUAUCCUGCGAUCUGAAUCCGAAGCAUGCAUCGUAUAAAGCCGAAGCCCAUUCUCAAAUGGCCAACAUAUGCUUCACUGCAAUGCUGCAGUCGCGACAUGAUGAAUAA
Truncatella angustata is the source of this 810-nucleotide messenger RNA. RefSeq lists its product as uncharacterized. Lineage: Eukaryota; Fungi; Ascomycota; Sordariomycetes; Amphisphaeriales; Sporocadaceae. The record is from RefSeq and is a predicted model, not a curated record. The transcript is spliced from 2 exons. Bases 1 to 810 code for a protein of 269 amino acids.